Ambispora gerdemannii is the source of this 1383-nucleotide messenger RNA. NCBI's taxonomy places the organism in Eukaryota, Fungi, Glomeromycota, Glomeromycetes, Archaeosporales, Ambisporaceae. The record is from the annotation of a GenBank genome assembly.
AUGAUCACUGAUAUCGAGAAAGAAAUACAAAAUAAAUGUCAAAAUCUUCAGAUUCCAAAUUAUUUAAAAGAUGAUAAUUAUGAAACUGAUGCCGAAUUACUGCAAAAAGCAACUUUAUUCGCAUUGCGAUCAAAAUCGAUUUUUGAGGAUAUUAGAAAACUCUUCAAAGAUAUAAAAAAUAAGAAUGAUGAGGAAGAUGGGAAGGUGGAAAUAGUUAUUGCAGACAAAAUAUUGCAGGAUCUAGUGUAUACAUGUUGCACUUUUAUUUCUGCAAAAGAAUCUUGGGCUGACUCGGAGUUGAAAAAUAAAGCAAAUUUUGUUUUAGAAAGUAUUACAUCUCUAGAUCCAAAGCGUUUUCCGUCCGUGUCACGACUAGUACAAAUCUUUGCAAUAAAGAUCUUGGAAAGAUUCGUAAAACCAUGUUUUUUGCAAAAUUCCGAAUUCAACAAAACCGGUUCAAAGGUAAAAAAAUCGCGUGAGAAAACUGCAAAUAGCAUCGACGAGUCAAAACGCUUAGAUAUUAGUUUGGCUGCGUCAGCAUUGGAGUGGAUUGUUGUGCAGAUUCAGCAUCCCGAACUAGAUACAAUGAUUGGCCUAAUUAUUCCGCCAAUGUUAACUUUAAUUGAUGACUAUAGUGUAAAGUUUAAGAUUCAAGGCACGUCCAUUCUUGAUCACCUCUUAAAACAAGUGAAACCCACCAUUAUACAACGUAUGGGAUUGGGCAGUAUUUUCUUUGAGGCAUUAAUAGCUUGCUUAACAUAUCAAAGCGAAGAAAAGUACAUACCUUUAUUGCGCACAAGUUUUUCUGCUAUUCUCAAUCUCAUACCAUUAAUAGAGUCAUCAAAUCUUAAAGAGCAACAUGCUAAAUUCGAAAAGGUUUUAUUUGAUCAUAUUAUCCGAGGAAUAAUCUUCGCGGAUGAUAGACUUUCAAUUCGUAAAAUAUUGUUAGAACAGGUCCCACCUUUUACGGAUGCUCUUGGAAUUGUCGCGGUUAAAUAUUUAAAACAUUUGAUUCCGGCUAUUAGCAAUAUUUUAGAAAUUCCACUUGAUAUACCAGGUAAUAAACGAAUUCUAGAAUUGCAUAUUACUGCAGCUAUUGCUUUUGAACAUAUUAUCACGACUUGUUGGCCAAGGAUUCCUCGAUAUGAAGGCCCGAUCCUAAAAGCAAUAGUUACUUCUUGGAGUCAAACGAUUGCGUUCGAGAAAAACGAAAAACCAACUGAUAAUUCCAUAAAGCUUAAAGAAACAUUACAAAACUUGUGUCGAUUACUUUCGUUUGCAUGCAAUAAUCAUCCAAAUUUUCAGAAUGAUUGUCAAGUGUUACAAAAGCUAGACCCUGAUGUAUUUAAUCCAUUGUUCGAUCACAUUUGUUUAGAAAGAUAA